Molecule: messenger RNA, 4798 nt
Organism: Cheilinus undulatus (humphead wrasse)
Lineage: Eukaryota; Metazoa; Chordata; Actinopteri; Labriformes; Labridae
Product: vinculin
Exons: 21
Coding region: 191-3391 (1066 amino acids)
Biological process (GO): cell adhesion
Cellular component (GO): actin cytoskeleton
Molecular function (GO): actin filament binding; structural molecule activity
Source: RefSeq, a predicted model, not a curated record
CUUGGAGUUUUUCACAUUGACGGUUUCACGGGAGUAGUUGUAGUCUUCAUACCGGACAGGGAAACUGUCCCAGAAAAACAGGCUCGGGGGAUUGUUUUACGCGUUUGUAGCGGGAGUUUGGGGGAUAACUGCCUUAGGCGGCUGGAUAUUUGCUUGUUUUUCUCUCGGAUAGUGGUCUAAAGUUGUCACCAUGCCGGUUUUUCACACGAAGACGAUAGAAAGUAUCCUGGAGCCGGUGGCUCAGCAGAUAUCCCAUCUGGUGAUAAUGCACGAAGAAGGUGAAGUUGACGGGAAAGCUAUUCCGGAUCUUUCGGCGCCGGUGGCUGCUGUACAGGCAGCUGUUAGCAACCUCGUUAGGGUGGGGAAGGAGACAGUACAAACCACAGAGGACCAGAUCAUGAAAAGGGACAUGCCACCAGCUUUUAUCAAGGUGGAGAAUGCGUGCACAAAGCUGGUGCAGGCUGCAUCUAUGCUGAAAGCUGAUCCUUACUCUGUUCCUGCUCGAGAUUACCUCAUCGAUGGCUCUCGGGGCAUCCUCUCUGGGACCUCUGACCUGCUCCUGACUUUUGAUGAGGCUGAGGUACGCAAAAUAAUCAGAGUGUGCAAAGGCAUCCUCGAGUACCUGACAGUGGCAGAAGUGGUGGAGUCAAUGGAGGACCUGAUUACGUACACCAAGAACCUGGGACCAGGGAUGACAAAGAUGGCGAAGAUGAUCGAUGAGAGACAGCAGGAGCUGACCCACCAGGAGCACCGUGUGAUGUUGGUCAACUCCAUGAACACAGUCAAAGAGCUUCUGCCUAUUCUCAUCUCAGGUAUCAAAAUCUUUGUGACAACCAAGACCUCUGGCAGUCAGGGCGUAGAGGAGGCCUUAAAGAACCGCAACUUCACUUUUGAGAAGAUGAGUGCUGAGAUAAACGAGAUCAUCAGAGUGCUGCAGCUCACGUCAUGGGACGAGGAUGCCUGGGCCAACAAGGACACAGAGGCCAUGAAGAGGGCUUUGGGACUUAUCGACUCAAAGAUGGCUCAGGCUAAGAACUGGCUGAGGGAUCCAAAUGCUCAACCAGGAGAUGCAGGUGAGCAGGCUAUCCGGCAGAUCCUCGAUGAAGCUGGGAAAGUUGGUGAGCUUUGUGCCGGAAAGGAACGCAGAGAUAUCCUGGGAACGGCAAAGACCCUGGGCCAGAUGACUGACCAGGUGUCUGAGAUGAGGGCAAGAGGUCAGGGUGCCUCCCCAGCAGCCAUGCAGAAAGCACAACAGGUCUCCCAAGGGCUGGACGUGCUAACUGGAAAGGUGGAAAAUGCUGCACGCAAGCUGGAGGCCAUGACUAAUUCCAAGCAGGCCAUCGCCAAAAGGAUCGAUGCUGCGCAGAACUGGCUGGCAGACCCUAAUGCCAGCCCAGAGGGAGAAGAGAACAUCAAGGCUCUGCUUGCGGAGGCCAAAAAGAUUGCAGACAUGUGUGAGGACCCCAAAGAAAGGGAAGACAUCUUGCGCUCUAUUGGAGAGAUUGCAGCAUUGACUGCCAAGCUGUCUGAUCUCAGAAGACAGGGUAAAGGUGACACUCCUGAGGCCAGAGCUCUUGCUAAACAAAUCGCCACCGCUCUGCAGAACCUGCAGUCCAAGACUAACAAAGCUGUGGCCAACAGCAGGCCUGCAAAGGCAGCUGUUCACUUGGAAGGAAAGAUUGAGCAGGCGCAGCGCUGGAUUGACAAUCCAACCAUGGAUGACAACGGUGUGGGCCAGGCAGCCAUCCGCGGUCUGGUGGCAGAGGGCCGCAGGCUGGCCAACGCUCUGCCCGGCCCAUACAGGCAGGAGAUGCUGGGUAAAUGUGAGCAAGUGGAGCAGCUCAUGGCCCAGCUGGCUGACCUGGCUGCCCGCGGUGAAGGGGACUCCCCUCAGGCUCGUGCUGUGGCUCAGCAGCUUCAAGAGGCUUUGAAAGAACUCAAAGGAAAGAUGCAGGAGGCGAUGACUCAGGAGGUGUCAGACAUCUUUAGUGACACGACCACCCCCAUCAAGUUACUGGCAGUGGCUGCUACCGCCCCUCUAGACGCCCCCAACAGAGAUGAGGUCUUUGAGGAGAGGGCUGCCAACUUUGAGAACCACGCCAACAGGCUUGGCGCCACAGCAGAGAAGGCUGCUGCUGUGGGCACUGCCAACAAGAGCACAGUGGAAGGAAUCCAGGCAGCAGUCAAGUCAACGAGAGACUUAACACCACAAGUGGUGUCUGCUGCUCGUAUUCUACUGAGAAACCCUGGUAACCAAGCUGCUUAUGAGCAUUUUGAAACCAUGAAGAACCAGUGGAUCGACAAUGUGGAAAAAAUGACUGGUUUGGUUGAUGAGGCCAUCGAUACUAAAUCUCUGCUGGAUGCCUCAGAGGAGGCUAUCAAGAAGGACCUGGAUAAGUGCCGUGUUGCCAUGGCCAAUCAUCAGCCUCAGAUGCUGGUCGCUGGUGCUACAAGCAUCGCCCGCAGAGCAAACCGCAUCUUGCUGGUGGCAAAACGAGAGGUGGAGAACUCUGAGGAUCCUAAAUUCAGGGAGAUGGUGAAGGCUGCAUCUGAUGAGCUGAGUCAGACGAUUUCUCCCAUGGUGAUGGAUGCCAAGGCAGUGGCUGGAAAUAUUCAGGAUCCAAGUCUUCAGAAGGGCUUCCUGGACUCAGGUUAUAAGAUUCUUGGUGCUGUAGCAAAGGUAAGAGAGGCCUUCCAGCCCCAGGAACCAGACUUCCCACCACCUCCUCCUGAACUGGAUCAGCUCAAUCUUAAUGAUGAGGCAGCACCACCUAAACCUCCUCUUCCUGAGGGUGAAGUUCCUCCUCCAAGGCCUCCUCCUCCAGAGGAGAAGGAUGAGGAGUUCCCUGAGCAGAAGGCUGGUGAUAUGGUCAACGAGCCCAUGAUGGUAGCUGCCAGGCAGCUUCACGAUGAAGCUCGCAAAUGGUCCAGCAAAGGAAAUGACAUCAUUGGAGCUGCCAAAAGAAUGGCCUUGCUCAUGGCUGAGAUGUCCCGUCUGGUGCGUGGAGGCAGUGGAAAUAAGCGUGCCCUCAUCCAGUGCGCCAAGGAUAUUGCUAAAGCUUCUGAUGAGGUCACACGACUGGCUAAGGAGGUGGCCAAGCAGUGCACUGACAAGCGAAUCAGGACCAACCUGCUCCAGGUAUGUGAGCGUAUUCCCACCAUCAGCACUCAGCUCAAAAUCCUGUCCACAGUCAAGGCCACCAUGUUGGGUCGUACUAACAUCAGUGAAGAGGAAUCAGAGCAGGCUACUGAAAUGCUGGUCCACAAUGCCCAGAACCUGAUGCAGUCUGUGAAGGAGACGGUCAGGGAGGCUGAGGCAGCUUCCAUCAAGAUCCGAACAGAUGCAGGUUUCACCCUCCACUGGGUCAGAAAGACCCCUUGGUACCAGUAAACAAAGGGCUACUGCUGCUCUGCUUUAUGCUGGUUACAACCAGCCGUCCAGGAGGACAUUGAAAGGACAGAAAUAUUAUUUUAUCAGAGCUAUAAUAUCAGCGCCCUUCAUUGUAAUACUGUACGGGCAAAGCUUCUCCAUUAGUCCCACAUCCUGUCUGUAACAGUUGCUGUUCUGGUAGAAUGUAAAGGAUGGGACUAUCAGUGCGAGUGAUGGGUUAGAUUCUUACUGGGAAGUUGUUUUUUUCUAAAGUGUGUAAAGAUUUGUUUUAACGCUUAUUUUGGCAAAUCCCAGGAAUAUAUAUAUGUUUUGAUUAGAGGUUUGAUUUCAUAUAAAUUAAUUUGGGCCUCUUCUACACACAAAUGUAGGGAUCAUUUUAUAUCUUUGUACUGUCGAUUCUACAAUUAUCAUUCAUUCACCUUUGCUUAAAUAAGCACAUGACCUUGAGGAUUUGUUACAAGUACAGUAUAGACCGACGCUCAGCACAUGCAAAUUAUAUCCAGUGGUAUUAUGCCUGUUUACACUAUUAUUACAAGUGAAAGAGAAACACUGUUCAAUAAUUUUCAUAAUGUAAUGCAAUUGUAGCAAUGUUUAUUUUCUUAAGAGUUCUGCCAAAGACAUUGUGCCAUGAUCUUUGAAAGUAUAGUUGUCUUGUUUUGGUCAGCAAUACUUUUGAAUUGUAAGGGCUAGCUUUUUAAGUUAGAAUAGGAACUAAAACAUCUAGCAUCAGUUUACCUAUAUUUUGCUUUGAGAUUACAAAUGCUUGCUCUGAAGUAUGAAGCCUUAUAGCCAAAAUUUCUACAGCAAGCUAACAAAGCUAAGUUGUCUUUGGAGAGGCUCUUCCUGACUGCUGUUUUUCAUGUUGUCUCAUUGUGCACAAUCAUUUCUUGUGAUAUAUAACUAGCACACUUCUCUAAGGUAGUGAAGGGAAUGACCAAUUUUUAGAUAGAGCACAGUGUCAUCUGCAUAAGGUUAUAUCCUCAUUUUAUGCUAAUAGAUUUUUGUCUCGAUACACUAAACAUAACUGGCCACUUUUUGUGGGAAUUGUAGUCCAUAUUUUGAAAUGUCUGAAGACUGUUGGUGUGAAUGUGUCUUUUUAAUACCAACUGAUGUGCCUUUGUGAAAGAAACUUUAUUUGCAAUUGAUACAUUUUUCAUUUAUAGAUGUUUUGUAUCAUUUGUACAAGGUGUGAUGGUGAUGAUUUGUUCAAAACACUUGUUGUACAUGAUUCUUCUUGAAAGCUACAUCACUUCAUGACUUUAAGUGGAAUUAUGAUCUAUGCAAACCCUGAGAACGUUUGUUUAAAAAAGAUAUCAAAAUUAUGCAACAUAGUUGGGUUUAAACAGGCCUGAACUACAUUUUUUCUGAGGCAUUGUUCACAAUUUUGUAAUAAAGCAUUUUAUAGCA